AUGAGCUCCGUCACCAUUGAGUGUGUCCUCCCGGAGCACUGCCGCUGCGGGGAGUCUCCGGUAUGGGAGGAAGCGUCCAACUCGCUGCUCUUCGUGGACAUUCCUUCCAAAAAGCUUUGCCGCUGGGAUCUGCUCAGCAAGCAGGUUCAUCGACUGACUUUGGAUGCCCCCGUCAGCUCCGUGGCCCUCCGCCAGGCUGGAGGCUAUGUCGCCACAGUUGGAACGAAGUUCUGCGCUGUGGACUGGGAAGAUCAGUCAGCCAGCGUCCUGGCCACCAUAGAUGAAGACAAGAAAAACAAUCGCUUCAAUGAUGGGAAGGUGGAUCCCGCUGGGAGAUACUUUGCUGGCACCAUGGCUGAAGAGACAGCCCCAGGAGUUCUGGAGCGGCGCCAAGGGUCCCUGUACUGCCUCUUUCCUGACCACCAUGUGGAAAAGUACUUUGACCAGGUGGACAUCUCCAACGGCUUGGAUUGGUCCCUGGACCGCAAGAUCUUCUAUUACAUAGACAGCUUGUCCUACUCCGUGGAUGCUUUUGACUAUGACUUGCAGACAGGGAAGAUCUCCAAUCGCAGAAGUGUUUACAAGCUGGAGAAAGACGAACAAAUCCCAGAUGGAAUGUGUAUCGAUGCUGAGGGGAAGCUCUGGGUGGCCUGUUACAAUGGAGGAAGAGUGAUUCGUUUAGAUCCUGAGACAGGGAAAAGACUCCAAACUGUGAAGCUGCCUGUCGAUAAAACAACCUCGUGUUGCUUUGGAGGGAAGGAUUACUCUGAAAUGUACGUGACCUGUGCCCGGGAAGGAAUAGACCCUGAGGGUCUUCUGCGGCAACCGGAAGCUGGUGGAAUUUUCAAGAUAACUGGCCUGGGGGUCAAAGGCAUUCCUCCCCGGCCUUACAUAGGCUGA
This is a messenger RNA of Pipistrellus nathusii (Nathusius's pipistrelle), 900 nucleotides long. The record is from the annotation of a GenBank genome assembly. Lineage: Eukaryota; Metazoa; Chordata; Mammalia; Chiroptera; Vespertilionidae.